Beta vulgaris subsp. vulgaris (sugar beet) is the source of this 2238-nucleotide messenger RNA. Its product is annotated as protein ENHANCED DISEASE RESISTANCE 2. The record is from RefSeq and is a predicted model, not a curated record. NCBI's taxonomy places the organism in Eukaryota, Viridiplantae, Streptophyta, Magnoliopsida, Caryophyllales, Amaranthaceae. The transcript has 9 exons. Bases 535 to 1767 code for a protein of 410 amino acids.
AAUAAUUAUUAUGAGUACUUUUUUUUUUUUUCUGAUGUUAUGUAUCCUUUGAUGUAUGUGCAAAGUCACUUAGAAGUGAUGAUGAUGAUGAUGAUGAUGAUGUUUGGAAUAAAAUUGAAAGGACCACCAAAAAAAAGGAAAAAACUUGUACCAUGAUUUUCUUUUUCAUUGUUUUUAAUUAGUUUUUUGCUGGCAAUGUCAUGAAGAGAUCAUAAAGGCAGACAACUAUGUUUAUAUAUGAAUAUGAUGUUUCAGUGGAGCAAGUUCUCAGCUGAAAAUGAGAUGAAUAUUUGAUAUUUAUUGCAAUGGAAAGAGAAAAGAAUUGAAAUUCUUAAAUGAAUAGUGUGUCAUAUGUUCUGGGCUUUAUUCUGAAGUUUGCUUAUUAUAUGUAUGAGUUGUUUUACUGAGUUUGUAACCUUUGUAUAUUUGAAGUUCUGGGUACACACUUCCCCCAAGCUCUGAACAGCAAGAGAUCUUGUUUGAGCAUCUCAGAACAUAAUAGGUAUCAUUGUUGUUGGACUUCGCUAGCCUAAUAUGGGUGGGUGUGUUUCGACAACACACUCGAGAGUAGCUCCUCAUAGGAAGAAGUACACUCGAAGGUCAAGAAAGUGUCACGGAAAAUUGAGCACAACCAUGGGUGAAGCUCCUAUUAAAAGGAGAUCAAUUAGUGAUGCAGGAAGUCGCAUAUCUGUCAGUGAGUUUGUGCAAAUUGACUUUGAGAAAGGAGGUACCACUACUUGUAGGAGAUCUGAGGUUUCUAAUAAAUCAUUCCAUCUAACCCAGGUGCAUUGGAAUCAUGUUGAUGAAAAUGGAGUUUGUCAUGAAGAAGCAUGGUUUGACUCAGUGAGCAUACUUGAAUCUGAAUCUGAUGAUGAUUUCAUCAGUGUUUUCGGAGAUGGAAAAAUUCUCAACAUGUCAAACCUAUGGUCAGGUGCACAUAUGUUACGUCCCCAAGCAGGACUUUUGAUUCCAUGUGCAAAUGAUGAGAAGCCAGUAGCAAGCUCUUGGUCUGCAAUUUCACCCUCGAUUUUCAGGGUGCGAGGAGAGAGUUAUUUCAAAGACAAGCAAAAAAAUACAGCACCCGGUUAUUGUCCAUACACUCCUAUUGGAGUUGAUUUGUUCGCUUGCUCACAGAAGAUAAGUCAUAUUGCUCAGAACCUUGAACUCCCCUAUGUCCAAGCGAACAGCAAGUUGCCACCACUACUCAUUGUUAACAUACAGAUGCCUACAUAUGCUCCUUCAAUGUUCUCAGGGGACAGCGAUGGUGAAGGCAUAAGCCUCGUGCUGUAUUUCAAGCUAUCUGACGAUAUUGACCAGGAAAUUCCAUCAGAUUUCAUUGAAAGCAUCAAGAAACUUGUGGACAACGAAACCGAGAAGCUUAAAUCAGUGGUUCCUUACAGAGAAAGACUUAAGAUCUUGGCAGGGGUGGUAAAUCCUGAGGAUCUGCAGUUGAGUUCUACUGAAAAGAGACUUCUGAACGCCUACAAAGAUAAACCAGUGCUGUCACGCCCUCAGCAUGAAUUUUUCAAGGGACCUGAUUAUUUUGAAAUCGACAUAGAUGUGCAUCGAUUCAGUUACGUGUCCAGGAAAGCAUUAGAAUCAUUGAGAGAACGAUUGAAAGCAGGAACUCUUGAUCUUGGUUUGACUAUUCAGGCUCAAAAGCCAGAGGAACUACCAGAAAAGGUGUUGUGUUGCAUGAGAUUGAACAAACUUGACUUCGUAAAUUGUGGCCAAAUACCGGCAUUGAUGACCUUCGAUGAGGAUUAGAAGUGAAAACAAGUUUUCAGGGGAAGCCUAUCAGAAAUUACAAACAUGAGGACAAUUGACACAUUCUUUGUAUAGUUGGGUUAUAUGUGUAUUCUUCAUUGUAUUCUUUAGUGAAUCAUUAUAGAGAGGGGCCAUAAAAUAAUGAAAAGAUAGGGAAAUCUGCAUUCUUUUCUCGUUGCUCUUCCUAAAUGAAUUCCUAUCUGUCUUGAUCACCCCCUGUCACUCACUUACUACUGAUUUUUCCUUUGAUUGAGUCUUUUGUUUUACUACUUCGCUUGAAGUCUAGGCACACCAUCUUUGUUCAGAGCUGAGUGUUAUUGCUAUAUAUCCUGUACAGUAGAAGCACUCUCAAGUCUUGCCAUUUUGGGUUUGUUGUAAUAUCAUUGCGUCAUGAUUUAGCACUGAAGAAGCAAGUAAUUUGAAAAAGAAAUUAUCAUGCUAGUAUAGACUUCAGCUCAUUAUGGCAUUCUA